Messenger RNA from Cotesia glomerata, 1823 nucleotides. RefSeq lists its product as uncharacterized. The transcript has 5 exons. Lineage: Eukaryota; Metazoa; Arthropoda; Insecta; Hymenoptera; Braconidae. The record is from RefSeq and is a predicted model, not a curated record. Bases 101 to 970 code for a protein of 289 amino acids.
CUCAAGUUUAUGAACAUGUUCCUGAUUCACUCUUUGUGGAAGUGUUAAUUAUUUUGAUUUUACUAAUCUCCAUUUAGUGGAAUAAUUUCAUUGAAACAUCAUGGCAUCAAUGAAGCAAUUUGAUCGAUGUUGUAAUCCUUUUGGGCUGGAGUCUCAUUGUAAAAAAAUUGGUUUGCGUCCAGCGACUGACAUUAUGAAAGAAAUGUUCGGAUUGAGUAAUUAUUAUUUAUUAUGCAGUUCAUGUCGAAAAGAAGCUUAUAAGGUAGUUAAACAACAAACAAAUACUCGUGAUGAUCCUAAUGUUGAUUCAAGUGAUCACGAAGGCAACUCUAGUGACAGUAAUGAAAACGAUGAUCAUUUUGAUAGCGAUAGUAAUACAACUGCCACAGAUCUACCAUUAUCAUUAUCAUUCCGUUCUAUGUCAUUUGAUAACGAACCAAAAAAUUCACAACCAAGUUCGGCAUCUCAAGUUAGCGCUGCAACUCAGUUACCUGUAAUAAAUCAUGCAUUACAGCUGUUAAAUCAAUCACCAAUCCCAUCAAGGAAAUUAAAUGACAAUCAAUUUUUAAACAACAAAAUAAAUCAGAUAUCUGACAGCUUGAAAAAGGUUUUACUCUCUUCAACUGAUGAAGACCCGGUCGAUGAUGAUGGUGAAAAUUUUCGCGCUUUAAUAAAAUUACUGCAAGACAAAUUUAACGAUAAAGAAACGGAAAAAUCAUUGAAAAUACAGAUUUUAACAUUAUUACCUGAACAAUGGAGUGAAAGACGUAUUUCUGAAACUAUGAAUACAUCAAGACAUAUGUCAAGGGUAGCAAAAGCGUUGGUUGAAGAAAAAGCUCUACUUUCAGUACCUGAAUCAAAAUUAGGGAGAAAAAUUGCAGAUCAAGUGAAAUUGAAAGUUGAAAAUUUUUAUAAUGAUGAUGAGUACAGUGCUCCGAUGCCAGGUAUGAAAGAUUUUGUUUCAGUUUGAAAUGAUGAUGGUAAUCGAGUACCCGUCCAAAAAAGACUUGUCCUGUCUAACUUAAAAGAAUUAUACCAAUGUUUUCGGGAAAUAAACGCUGCAGAGAAAAUUGGAUUUUCGAGAUUUGCUUCUCUGCGACCUAAACAUUGUGUGUUAGCAGGGGCAAGUGGAACACAUACCAUCUGUGUCUGUACGAUCCAUCAAAACGUUAAGUUAAUGAUGCUUGGUGCGAAUAUUCAUUCUCUAACAAGAAAUACAGAUAUAUCCAUUACACACUAUAGUGAUUGUUUGAGUUUGAUUGUAUUAAUUAUUUCAGAUUGUAAUAAUCAUGAUGCCGUUGCCGUACAUGUUUUUAUCAAAUUAAUAACUGACUAUGUGAAAAGUCUUCCUGAACGUUGUAACAAAAUUUAUUAUUUUUCUGACGGGGCUCCUCAACAAUUUAAAACUUUAAAAACUUCGUAAAUUUAUAUUAUCACGAAGAGGAUUUCGACAUUCCUGCUGAAUGGCAUUUUUUUGCGACAGCCCAUGGCAAAGGUCCAUGUGAUGGUAUUGGUGGUACCAUUAAACGAUAUGCAGCAAGAGCAAGUCUCCAACUUGCGGUUGACAAACAAAUAACAACGCCUGAAGAACUCUUUGAAUGGACUUCUGAUCCGGACAACUUGCCAAACAUCAUAACUAAGUUUUCCCCAGAAGAGGAUUAUAAAACAGCAGUAAAUGAUUUAAAUGAAAGAUUUUUAAAAACAAAACCGAUCACAGGAACUCAACAAUUACACUGUAUAAUUCCAGACAAAAAUGGUUGUUUGUACAUUAAAAACUUUUCAAAUUCCAACGAGCACAAAAUUUGUAAAAUAUUUAAACGCCA